AUGAAUGAGAGGGAGGUGUGUGGGUUAUGGUGGUCGCUGCCAGAUGAGGUGGCUGUGGAUUACCUGGCUCAGGUGUCGAGAUUGGACCUGGUGGCCUUAGCCAUGGUCUCCAGGAGACACCGGUUUGUCUCAGAGUCCCAUAAUCUCAGGGCCUUGAGAUUUCAGAUGGGUAGCGUGGAGCCAUAUUUGUACGUAUUUAUGCACAUGUAUCCAGAUCCAAGCCCACGGUGGUUCGUCCUCCACCCCGUGCAACGUCUGCUCAAACCGGUCCAUUCGAGCUUGCUUCCGGCCCCGGAAGAAGGGUCCUGUUUCGUGCAGACGGAUUGGGGGAUCUAUAUGAUCGGUGGACUUGUGAACGGCAAACCCACAUCGGAAGUUAGGUUUUUUGAUUGUAUCAACCACACAGUGUACCGCAUUACGUCCAUGAAGAUGGCUCGAAGCGGAGCAUCAGCAAGCUUGAUAGACAAGAAGAAGAUAUCGUGUUUGGAGGGUGCUGGGAUGUCGCUGAUUCCUCAAACUGGGUAG
This is a messenger RNA of Arabidopsis lyrata subsp. lyrata, 525 nucleotides long. RefSeq names its product F-box/kelch-repeat protein At5g49000. The record is from RefSeq and is a predicted model, not a curated record. Lineage: Eukaryota; Viridiplantae; Streptophyta; Magnoliopsida; Brassicales; Brassicaceae. The transcript has a single exon. Bases 1 to 525 code for a protein of 174 amino acids. Gene Ontology annotation, molecular function: protein binding.